GUGUCCUACAGUCCUGGGGGUUAAGGACUUGGGAAAUUUUACUGAAUACUGAAUAAUGUGAUGGUGCUCAAAAGCCUCACUUGAGAGUCGGAACGUAGCAUUUAGACUACUUUCUACUUUACUACACUAUCGCCUCUUUACCCACUUGGCACCGAACCUUUGGCUAGAGACACAGCCAGCUAGCCCUGUUUUGCAUCUCGCCGCCGAUCAUUUGGUACGCUUCGAGAAACUACGGCAGCUAAUAACGGAAUUCUUCAAACAUUGAACACGACAACAUUAGAUAUCCUUUUUCUUCAAUUUACCAACCUAUAAGCUAAUAACCAUCACUUAUCUAUGCGAUAUCGUCUUCUCAUCCAUUUUUUUUUCAUAGCUCCUAGAGCAUCGUAAAUCGUCCAGGAUGGUGCUGAAGAAAGCAACAUGGCUUUGGGUAAUUCCCAGCCUAUUGGAGACUUUCGUCAUAGGUGCUCCAACUACCGGAGCUCAAUAUGUGCUGCAAGCAGGCCAUAACAGAGGUAGCCAGUCUACGUCGCAGCGCAAGUUGCACGGCAGAUUUCUGCAUAUUACAGAUCUACAUCCAGACGAAUACUACAAAGUCCACACAUCUACCAAGGAGAAUAUCGCAUGUCACCGAGGUCAAGGCCCGGCUGGAACUUAUGGCGCAGAAACUUCUGAUUGCGAUGCCCCGCUGGCGUUGGUGGACGCGACACUCAAUUGGGUUGCCGCCAACCUGAAGGACGAGAUUGAUUUCGUGGUUUGGACUGGCGACUCAGCCCGCCAUGACAGCGAUGAGGAGAAACCCCGCCAUAACAAAGAAAUCCUAGCUAUGAACCAAAGAAUUGCCGACGCAUUUGUGACUACAUUUUCCGACGAUAAGGGGCUGGUAGUUCCAGUUGUCCCAACUUUCGGCAACAAUGACAUAUACCCACACAAUAUAUUAUUACCAGGUCCGAACCAGAUUUUGAAGACUUAUACCGAUGUCUGGCAUGAUUUCAUUCCAGAAGCGCAACGGCACUCAUUUGAAUAUGGUGGCUGGUUUUAUGUUGAAGUUAUCCCGAACAAGCUGGCCGUCUUUAGUCUUAAUACCUUGUACUUCUUCGAUCGUAACGCGGGGGUCGACGACUGUGCACACCCAAGCGAACCCGGAUACAAGCACUUCGAGUGGCUGCGAAUCCAAUUGCAGUUCAUGCGAGAGCGCGGGAUGAAGGCUAUUCUCAUAGGCCAUGUUCCUCCUGCCAGGACUUCCGGCAAGCAACUAUGGGACGAAACCUGCUGGCAGAAAUACACCCUCUGGCUGCAGCAGUAUCGCGAUGUCGUUACCGGCUCUCUAUAUGGACAUAUGAACAUAGACCAUUUCUUACUUCAAGACACUAAGGAUAUCGACUUUUCCUUCAUCGAAAGCGAGCCUAAUCAACGAGCAAGUAUUCGCGAGACCAUGGACGAUGAGGUUUCGAUCGAAUCGAGUAAAGACUACCUCAUAGAAUUGCGCGACGACUGGUCUAAAUUGCCAGACCCGGUUCAAGGCCGGGGCCUUGAAGAAUCUGGGAAGAAAAAGAAGAAGGGCAAGAAAGGCAAGGGUAAGAAAGGCAAGGGAGGGAAGAGCAAGAUGGGCGGGCCUUUCGCGGAGCGAUACCAAUUGACUCUUAUCAGCCCUAGCGUUGUCCCCAAUUACUUCCCGAGUCUCCGUGUUUUCGAAUACAAUAUAACCGGCCUUGAGGAUACCCUAACGUGGGUAGACACGUUGCGCGCCUCUGGUGCUCAAGCCUUUUCUCCCAGCACGGAGGAAUGGCAUGAACUAGAGCUUCGUGAAGAACCCAAUCUAGAAGUCGAGAAGAAGAAGAAGAAAGGGAAAGGAAAGGGCGACAAGAAACCCGAUGACACCAAAUUCCCAAUUCCAGACGCACCAGCCAAGGGAACGCCUCCGGGCCCCGCAUACUUCCCCCAGCCUUUGACGCUCAAAGGCUUCACCCAAUACUACGCGAACCUGACGUAUCUCAACAACGACAUCACCGCAGACGACGGCGACGACGACGACGAAGUGUCGUCUUCGAGCUGGAAUGCGGGCAAGCACUGGAACAAGAAGCCCAAGCACGCUAAGCCGAAACCGAGAGAGUUUGCCUACGCGGUCGAAUACACCACCUUCGACGACAAGAUCUACAAGCUGAAGGACUUAACGGUUAAAAGCUUGCUAAAGCUCGCGCAUAGGAUUGGUCAGGCUUCGGCUAUUUCUGAGGGGCUUGUUGGCGAGGAGUCCGAACACGAUUAUAAUGAUAACGAAUAUGAAGUUGAUGAAGUUAACGAAGACGGUGAUGAGUUUGAUAGAGAGGGAGAGGAAGAGGAGGAGGAGGGGUCAGAUACCGACUUCGAAAUCGAGAAGAAGAAAAAGAAGAAGCACCGUAAAGGCCACAAGAAGAGAAAGGAUACUAAGGUGUGGCUGCACUUCCUUAGACAUGCGUUUGUUAGCACGAGGAGUAUAGACGAGCUGAGGGAUCUCGAAUAACCCGGCAAAGAACGGUUUUGAUUGGGUUCUGGGUCUGGGUUUAGGCGUGAUUACUUUUAUAUAUACCUACCUAUUAUCGGUUUUUAGACUACAUAGGGAGUUCCGGCUGGGCGUGGGCGGCGCUUUUGGGGGGAGAGCGUUUUGUUAAUUACCUAGGUUACCUGAGUUGGUUUUUAUUUUUAUUAUAUGGCUUGGGUCUUUGGGAGUGAGCGAUGCGGGAGGGAUAGGUAUGACGAUGAUGAUGAUGACUGGUAUAUAAGUGGUCU
Messenger RNA from Daldinia vernicosa, 2763 nucleotides. RefSeq names its product Endopolyphosphatase. The record is from RefSeq and is a predicted model, not a curated record. NCBI's taxonomy places the organism in Eukaryota, Fungi, Ascomycota, Sordariomycetes, Xylariales, Hypoxylaceae. Gene Ontology annotation, cellular component: fungal-type vacuole; membrane. Gene Ontology annotation, biological process: polyphosphate catabolic process. The transcript has 2 exons. Bases 398 to 2497 code for a protein of 699 amino acids. Gene Ontology annotation, molecular function: endopolyphosphatase activity; exopolyphosphatase activity.